Molecule: messenger RNA, 1872 nt
Organism: Cornus florida
Lineage: Eukaryota; Viridiplantae; Streptophyta; Magnoliopsida; Cornales; Cornaceae
Product: kinetochore protein NUF2 homolog
Exons: 12
Coding region: 202-1521 (439 amino acids)
Biological process (GO): meiotic chromosome segregation; mitotic spindle organization; attachment of mitotic spindle microtubules to kinetochore
Cellular component (GO): kinetochore; Ndc80 complex
Molecular function (GO): protein-containing complex binding
Source: RefSeq, a predicted model, not a curated record
CAUUCCUUCUUCCCUCCGUUCUGUUCAAUUUUUUUUUUCCUUCAAAACUUGAAGGUGGAGUUACUUGAACUUUGGGUGGGUGUGAGUCAUUUGUCAUAAAACUUGAAGCCAUUGAAAUUUUGACCCAUCAUUUGAGCGGGAAAUGAUUAUAUAUAUAUAACUCACAGUCUCAGACACUUCAUCUGCUUUGAGUGAACAACGAUGUCCAAGUUCGAAUACCCAAGGCUCCGAAGGGGCGAAAUCAUCGGAUUUCUCGCCGAUGCGCAGAUUGCAACCAUUUCUGAAGCCGAUCUCAUCCAUCCCAACCCAGAUUUCAUUACUAACCUCUACACAAGACUCUUACUACAUAUUGAUUCUCUCCCGGAAGAUCACGGGCAAGUCGAUUUUGCCGCCUUGGAACAGCUGGAGAACCCGGACAUGCAUGUCGACUCGGUCAGGACCUUCAAUUUGUUGAGCAAAAUCAAGGAGAUUAUGGAGGCUCUUGAGUGCCCUAGGACAUUCACCCUCAAUGAUCUGAUAAAGCCCGUCGGAGACAGAACAGAGUUGUUCCUUAGUGCCUUACUCAAUUUCUGUAUCGACAGGGAUUCAAAAAUGAAUAUUUUGAGACCAAUUGUGGACGAGCUGAACCUUCUUGAUGACCAACGGCUAGAGUUGGAGGCCAGAAUUUCACAGUUGAAUGCAGAGAUUGCAGUGUUUGAUGAAUCAAGAGAAAUGGAAAUGCCGCUUGUUCAAGAAGUAGAUGCUAAAGUUAAAGAGCUGCGUCAGACCAUUCCAGGUCUUAACAAUCACCAAAUGUCUUUGAAGGCUUCAAUAAGAAAAAUGAAGGAAAGGGCUAAAGAAAUGGAUGAGAAGAUUUCUAGUGCAGAAUUUGCCUUGGUACAAAGUGUCCAAGAUAAUGCCAAUUUACGCUCCAAGAUUGUUCAAUCACCUGAAAAGCUACAGAGGGCAUUAGAGGAGAAGAAAACAGUUCGAGAUGAGGCAAAGAAUGCUGAAAAGGCAGCUAUGCAAACUUUUCAGGAGAAGACAGCUACUGUUGAGGUUUAUACCAAGGCUUUUAAGAAAAUGUCCAAGCAGUUUGCUCAGAUGCAGGCUAUACAAGAACAGGUAAAUUCUGUCAAGUCAAUUGAAAAAGAUGUUAAGGUUCUGAAGGUUAAGCUGAGUGAUGAAGCAGUGUUAGAUAAGUCGCUUGAGGUGAAACUGGUUGAAUGGCAAAGGAAAGUGGAUCAGUUGGAUGAACUAAGAAAGCAGGUGGGAAAAGAAAGAGAUCUCAAGUGCGAGGAGGCUACAAAAGAAUUGAAUAAUGUGAAGUCUGAAGUGGAGUUUAAGAGGCAUGACAUGGAAUCAGAGAAAAUGAAGGUUGAAGCUGCUGUUGCAGAGGCAGAUGCUAUAACUGCGAAGAUUAAUGUGGUAAAAGAAUCAGGAGCAGCUAAAUGUCAAGAACUAGAACGUAAAUGCGAGGAGAUUGCAAGAGAGUUUCAUCGCUACUCGAGCUCUGUUGGGAAUUUGGUGUCAGGGAUUUGAAAUGGAGCCAGGACUCGGUCGUGUAUGAUGGAAGUCACUGAUUAGCCCACUCGUGCCACUGUGUGGAGCCGGAGCAGCUAAGCAAGGUCAACAAUGGCGGAUAUGGCCUUUUGUAAGCAAGCUCGGCGGAGUUUUGGCUGGUUCAGUGGGUACCACAUGAUUGAGAUCUUGUGUUAAGCAUGUCCUAAUAUCCCAACAUACACUUAACAGGGUGUCAAAAAUUCCUUUGAUUUACAUGAAUGUAUUUAGAAAAAUUUAUUAGGCAGGACUUUUGUAGAGCUAUUAUUUGUUGUCUUACUGUAACUCUCCUAAAUUCCACGUGGCAUUGUAGAGCUAUUAUUUGUUGUCUUA